GGAGAUUCUUUAUUAGUUACGGCUUGUGACUACUUCCAGCUUCACUGACGUUUCAAAGCAAAUACAAGAUUCUGUAUCGUUAAUAGGCAAACCGCCCGUUCUUCGCUCUGGUUUUGCUUAAAAUAAUUUAUGAUAAUGAAAUGAUGAGCCUGUUUCCUUGUGAGUGUGUAUUCUAACUGACGAAGAGGAAGAGAAGCAGGAAGCGAGAGGAAACGCAACGUAUAACUAUCGCAAGUAGGAAAGGGUGCCAUGCUAUUCAUUUUUCUAUUAUUUACUGCGGUGACCCUGCAUACUCACUUAUUUAUGCAUUAAUCGAUUGCCAAGCAGUGGAAAUGUGGAUUUAGGUCACUUUGUACACUAUAAAACCCUGUUACAAUUUCCUAACAAAAAGAUCAGAGACGGAGUAAAGGAGUGAACUAGAGAGAAGGAAUAUUAUUAUAUAUAUAUAUAUAUAAUAUCUGUUAAUAAUCGUAUGACUAGACCUGUUGGCAAAAAUGUAGGGAAUUGUACGUAUGCAAGAAGCCCACCGCGUGUGUUUACGUCUGCCUUGUCUGCGGGGGCCAUCACGAGAACUGCGGGGCUCAGUUGAGACGAAACAAACGAAAUGGUUUCCUUCAUUAAUAUGAAGAUUAAAUAUAAAAUAAUUAAUUGCCAAGGGCGAGUUGCAAUAUGACGUAAACACAGAACAGAUGGAUGUACUUAAUGCACGGGAGAAACGGAGGAAGUACCAGAAAUCGCUUAACGAUACCUUAACUUAACGAAGUGCCAUCACAAGCCAGGGGCACGGAUCCUCAGAUGCUACUCAGAUAUGAACAGACGUUGCUUGCAACAGAUCCACCGCCCUGAAGCACAUAAUUCAAACGCAGAUCAUUUAGUUUUGGACAAGUUUUCCGAACUGUGAUGCAUGUGACUUACAUUAACCAACACUCUCAUCUCGUUCACGAGCUUCAUGAGCGUUUUGUCACUAAAAUCUAAUUCCUCGCUGACAGCCAGAACUAUACAAGUCGCGGAGGCAACUGCACCAGCAACAGCAGAUGUAGAGAGGGGCUUCCAGACCGUAGCUGCCGCCCUAACAGUCACAAAAACGGCAACAGCCGACGCAGGGAACAAAACCGAGACAACAGCCACUACAGCUUUCAGGCCCAGUGACGCUGCAGUCGAAGAGAGUGUGGGUCUGAGGUGCCCUGCGCCCAUAUCGCGUCUGCGGGUGGAGAAGAUUGAAGGAGGCUUGAUGGUUGCUGGAGUCGUGGUGGCCGCGAACUGCCAGGUGGCACUUCCGGCAUUCGGUUUCCUCUUCAUGCUGGUGGGAGCCGUCCUCACGGCAGCGUCGUACCGGGGACCCGGACGAGAUGAGGGGCCGGACCACUACGCUGCCAGGGUCGCUUUCACCGGCAACUCGCGGGUGUUGGGUCCUGCCUGCAUCGUUGUGGGUGUCGUCAUGCUCGCGGCAGGCGUCGGCCUAUGUCUGCUCACUCGGCGGGCCCGCAGAAGAGAGAGGAGAGUUGGGUUCCACUGCCCACUGCAUGGAGACUUCUACCCUCUGAGCCCCGUCACGGGGUCCAGGUCAAUUGGUUUGAGUGGGACACCUGUGUCACAGUGGGCGCUCUGCUGGAGACGAGGAGGUAACGCUAAACCGGGUACAUUUGGGGGCCCACCACAGUGCCCCCACAGCACUUUGUCCAGCACAAGGAGUUCUGUGAGCAGCACGCCUGCUUCCCCUUGCCCCACACCCCUGCCAUUCCUUGUCACAUCAGGGUCUGUCAGCAGUGGCAUGGUGCCUUCUGUUGGCACCAACCUGUCACCUGACCAGACGUUCGGGUCAAUCCGAUCCCUCUCAGUCAGCCGGGAAGUGGCAAGCUUCCCUCUGUCAAGGACACCCACACCACCCCCAACAAUGGACAGCAAAAUGACAAGCCCAACAUUGGGCACAAUGGAUGAAUCUUCUUCAGUAACCUCAGCCACCGCCAGAAAUGACCUUCCACCAGUAGUCGUGCCAUUAACACCACCCGAGUUCCCAUCACCUCGACCAGAAAUUACAGUGGUUGCACCAGUCAUUAUACCCCAGUCACCACCAGCACCACCAACUAUGCGGUCUCCACGAACUGAGGUCCAAGAUACAAUUAGAGCUACAGCACUCGUCAUCACAAGAGGACCAAGAAAAUCUGUGUCAAUUGUCCUUCCUGAUGAAGAGAAUGGAUGAUCGAUUACAUAGAAGAUAAUGGAACUUGUAUCAAAUUAUGUGCAUUCUUGACAGAGAAUAUUUAAAAAGAGUAGAAAUGAAGGCAAUGAAUUACAUAUGGCAUAGGUUUUGCUAAGUUUAUUAAUUGCAAUUCAAAUGAAUUAAACAUAUGACAAGAUGAAAGUAGUGGAACUUUUGUUUUUGUAAUCACAGUUGUUAGCAAAACAUAUAAAUGCUCAUCCCAGCAGUACAAUCUGUGAUCCUAGGAUAUUUAGAAACACAGAAGAUGAGUCACAGCUCCAAAGAGGGAUGUAGGCUUAAUAGUCUUUGAAAUUAAUUCUGUUAUGCUAUGAAUUUAUUGUUUGAUUUUAGUCCUGAACACUGUUCUUUCCAAACAAGCAGGUUCAGUAUGAUGAUCAAGUGGUUGUACAAUCUUUGUCAUUUCUGGAUCUUGUGGGUGAUAACAAAGUACAACUUGAUUCUGAUAGAUGAGGGAAGACUUGUAGCCACGUAAGCAAGUUCCUAGUAAUAUAAUUUCGUUUGUUUCUUUACCAGCUGAGAAUUCCAAGUGAUAUUAAAGUGAUAAAGGAAAGCUCAAAAGACAAUACUUAUUGAAUUCCCAAUAUUUAAAUGAUUUCUCAGCAGAGUUUAAAGAACAGUCAUUGGUCAGCUUUCAGUCAGUAACCAGAUAUGGUCUUUUCACUGUGAUGGGAGGACAAUGUAAAGUGCAACACUUUAUAAUAUUAAUGUGUGUUAUAUUUAAGUGAUGUUGAAUUUUGUAAUGAUGCAUGUUAGGUAGUACAUAAUUCCAAAAGGUGAUGAUAAAGAUAUGCUGAUGUGAUGAUGAUUAUUAUUACAAAAUGUGUAAUAUGAGCUUGGACUACAAUAUUUUCAGACAUCGACAGUACAACGAUCUAUGCUAAAUGAGCAGAAAGGAGCAGUAAAUGCAGACAUGAUCACAUUGCUAUUAUAAUGGCCUUAAAUUAAAUUAUCUAGAAUUUUGGAAGUAAAUAAACAAUUGAAUAAAAUCCAUGGUUUUUCCUUAGUGGUCAAAAUUGUACAUGGUCAGUUUCCCAUUAUUUACACAUGCCUACCACAUAGGUCUAAAUUAAACAUUGGUAAGCAAACUGUGGAUGAACCCAUGCUUUGAGAUGUAAGGAAAGUUAGGAGAUCAUAAUUAGGAAGAAGGAAAACCAUUUUACAAAUGUAUAUCCUCUUCUCAUAUCAUAACUGUAUCUCAUACUUCAAAUAUUUAAAAGUCAUAAAUAUCCAUGAUUACUGAAUCUACAUUAUAUUUAAUUUUUAUUUAAAUUCAUUGAGUUAUGUACAUAUGCAUGAAUCAAUAUGAAGGAUAUGCAAGAAAAAACAUUUACUAUAAAUUUAGAUUUUAAAAUAUAUAUCCAUUUUAAUACAAUGAAAUUGAGAGCUCUAGAGACCAGGAUGGUUGUCUUCCUUACCUCUAGGCUGGUCCUUAGACCAUAUUUGAAACACUGUUUUAAAAUUUGCUCAUCAUAUUCUUUAAGCACAUCUUUUAUCACUUUUGCUUGUGCAUCUUAACUAAGCAGAUUUAUUUAUGGGAAGUGAAUUCAGGUGUACACAUAGGUCUAUUAAUGGUCAAAAUUUUGUUGCAAGUAUAAAGCUUAAAUUGAAGGUAAAUUAUUAAAGCACAUCUGACUAUAUCAGCAGGUGCUGUAAAUGUAAAUAUAUGCUAAUCCUGCUGGAUUUUGCUUAAUUUGAAUUUAAGUUAUGUUCCAAGUCCCGAUGAGGUCAUUGGAUUUUUUUCAAUUGACGUAAUCCUUCUAGCCGCACUAUGGCCCUGGGGUUGAC
Molecule: messenger RNA, 4006 nt
Organism: Cryptotermes secundus
Lineage: Eukaryota; Metazoa; Arthropoda; Insecta; Blattodea; Kalotermitidae
Product: proline-rich protein 36
Exons: 5
Coding region: 950-2200 (416 amino acids)
Source: RefSeq, a predicted model, not a curated record